AUGUUAGGCCCUCCUCAGAAAACAUCAUCCAAAGUGCCUGCUGCACGACUGGCGGGCAAUAAAGCCCCAUCCAAAGCACCCAUUGCAAAGCCAAAGGCGUCUAAAAAUACAUCCGCCACCUCCGCCGCGAAACAAACGACGCAGCCCCAUAGUUUACCUAAAAAGACGAAGUUGUCGCCCCAUUCAGCGUCAUCGACACGAAAGAAAGAGGAGGAGUCGUCUUGCCCUGUUUCCUCUGCUGAGAAGACAAGAACGAGCAUCCCAACGCGUGUAGGUACCACGCCCUCGGAAACAUCCUCGGAUGAAUUCUUGCACGUAGCUCUGUGUAAUAACUCACUUACUCCUAUUGGAACACCGCGAGAGAUAUGUCAGAUGUUUGAGAGCAACACAGAUGGCCAGCGGAAGACGAGCUUCACGCGUGAAGAAGAUACUGCGGCGGACAUCGUGCACACAGGGGAGAAUCAUUCACCACCGUUAUGGCCACUCACCCCAACUCCAUCCACCACCGACGCAAAAGAACCACGGCAACAUCCCAUAGGAAUGGCCACGCACAAUAGUAACUUUACGGAAGAGGAAAGUAUCCUUCAACAACCGGUUAAGGUCGAAGAAAGCAUCGGACAACCUUCUGCGGAAGUAGCAAGACUUCGAAGUCCGUUGACAGCGGAGGAAAACCCAAUGUUUUUUCACCGCCCGGCACUGAUGGAACGUGAAAUAGAGACGCUCAAACAAAAACUUCACCGAGAGCAAAGAUCUGCAGAACACCAUCGCCACGCCCACAUGGAGACCUUAAUAGAGCUCGGUAAGCUAAAAGAAACGAUGAACCAAUACGGAGAUUAUGUCUCCCUAAUCAAGCGCAACGCGGAGCUGGAAGCCCAGAUACGUGAAAUGGCGGAGGAAAGAGUGGAGCAAGGCCUUGCUAUAGCAGAGCUGCGGGAGGAGGUGGCCUCGAGGAAAACGCGGAACGGCAGUUCCUCCUGCGACUCUGAAUGCAUGACGGUACGUCUGGCGAGUCUUUGUGGUCUUUGUCGUGAGAAGCUGGGGGGCGAGGCGAAGCGUCGCGUUGUGCGCGAUCGUCUGGCACAGCUAGCGGUGCUGAAGCCCUUAGGCGCAGUUCCACUGUCCCUUGCGGACUCCUGCCACCCUGAGGUGACGGGACGACUGCAGAAUCCACGCGAGAGGGAUCCGGCAACGCCACUCAUGUUGCAGCCAGCUGCAGUAGACUCCUCAGGACGUGGUGUGGGGGCUGAGGUGCAGCCGCGGCAGUGCAGCAAAAUGGGCGUCAGCGACCCCUCCGCGGUGCCCCAAAGGCCCGGUGGCGCAGCCAGUAAGUGGAGAGAGCUCACUGCAACUGACGGAAGGGUGUUGUACUACAACAUCGUCACCAACACAGCCACAGCAGUGCGUCCAGCAGAGGUGGUCUGCGAGCAGAAGCAAUGCAGGGAAAGCAGGCCUCUCUCGCAGGGCCCAAAGUGA
Messenger RNA from Trypanosoma rangeli, 1473 nucleotides. RefSeq lists its product as uncharacterized. Bases 1 to 1473 code for a protein of 490 amino acids. The transcript has a single exon. NCBI's taxonomy places the organism in Eukaryota, Euglenozoa, Kinetoplastea, Trypanosomatida, Trypanosomatidae. The record is from RefSeq and is a predicted model, not a curated record.